AUGAGUCUGCCAGAGAUCGCAAAGAAGCGCACCCUCAAGAGCACGUCCGAUGUCGUUCUCGGCUACCUGCUGGAAAAGGACAUGGCUGUUCUUCCCAAAUCAAUGUCACCAUACCGUAUCGAAUAUAACUUGACUGGCGCACUAGAGGCAUACAAUUUGCUGACGCCAGAGGAUAUCAAUAUUCUUGAUGGUGUUGCUGCGGGUGGCAAGCAGAACCGUUUUAUCACGUCUCCCUGGGGUAUUCACCUCGGUUUUGAUAAUUGGCCCGCUUCAGCAACGUAA
Suillus discolor is the source of this 282-nucleotide messenger RNA. RefSeq lists its product as uncharacterized. The coding region runs from base 1 to 282 and encodes 93 amino acids. NCBI's taxonomy places the organism in Eukaryota, Fungi, Basidiomycota, Agaricomycetes, Boletales, Suillaceae. The transcript is spliced from 3 exons. The record is from RefSeq and is a predicted model, not a curated record.